GAAGUUGGUAAACCAGAUCGACGGGCGCACCAUGGGUACUCCGCAGUCAAAUUUGCUCUGCGAGUGUGGUUUCAAAUUUAAGUAUUGAUUUUUCUGCAUUAAUAUUUUAAGGUAUAAUUUUUAAUUCGAUACCCCGACUGAAAAGGAGAAUGAAAAUUACGACCUACAUCAUUCAUAGGACAUUAGGAGGCACAACGAACAGGAUCUGUGUUCACUGUAUAGCGGUCGAGUUUGUAAUCAUAGUCAUGGAAUUGAAUUAAAAUGGGAGAAGCUAUCCUUUAUACCAUUGUACUCCUUAAUCAACUAAUAUCUCCUUUGGCUAAAGACAUAACAUACGGAAGGGAUGUUCAUGCUUUGGGUCUUGAGAGUGGAUUGAUUCCUGAUUCUAGCCUUACAGCAUCCAGUGAAUGGAACGCUGAUCAUUCAGCAAGAAGAGCAAGAUUAAAUCUUUUAAGAGUUAAUCUAUUGCGUGGAGCCUGGUCAGCAAAAGAAAAUAAACUCGGCGAGUGGAUACAGGUUGAUCUUUCAGUUACAUAUCUGAUCGUUGGAGUAGCAAUCCAGGGUCGGGAUGAUAUUGACCAGUGGGUAACUAGCUUCAAGGUUAAUUGCAGUCUUGACGGAGUUUCUUUUGAUACAGUUCAAGACCCCAACACCAACCCAGCUUCUGAAAAAGUGUUCACAGGUAAUAGCGACCGUUACACAGUGGUUAACAACACCUUACCCGUUCCACAGGUGUGUCGAUACGUACGUCUUGUACCUCAGACGUGGCAUCAGCAUAUCAGUCUACGAAUGGAAAUAUAUGGUUUAAUUCCUAGUGGCUUUCAGCGAUCCACUGUUUUCAGACUUAUUUCAAAUGACCAGAUUCUCACUGAUACACACGCAUCAUAUCAAUCCGUGACGUCACUCAUUAGAUGUGGUCAACUUUGUCUUCAAGAUAAAUCGUGCAACUGUUUUACAUACAUCCACCACAAUAGGGCAUGCUUUCUGGGACAACGAUCUACCACAAAUGCACGCAAUGGGGCGUCAACUUACGUCAUAUAGAUUUUUUUUUUAUUUAAUUAAUAUGCCAAAUACAAUUAUUUUUCCUUGAAAAUAUGAAAUACUUAGGAUUUCAGGAAAUGAUUUAAGAGAAAAGUGGGGACAGGCAAUCAUCAUCCCUCCUAUUACAUAUUCCUGACGGCGUGAAUCAGGAGCAGGGAAAAGGGGCACAUUUUUUUUCGAAAGGGGCACUAUCUUAAUACUAAGAAAAAAAGUGACUUAUUUUAAGUGGCGUAAUGAGCCAAAAAUUUUGAGGCGGCUAGAUAUGUCGUAUCAGGUUAAAUUUAUAAGAAGUUGCGAGCGAGGGAAGUGAGCGAGCAAAAAUGUUGACAUUUCUAAACGAAAAUCAAAUUUUGCGAUAGAUUUUGACAUAAUAUUCAGAAAAAUUCUUUCACACAUCUCUCUUUCUUUUUCUUUCCUUUCUCUUUUCUUUCUUGGUUGUGUAAAAAUUGGGGGAGGGGGCAAGAGUUGGGUACGCAACUGCUUAUUUACCCCACCCCACUCACAUGACUCGUGAAACUUAAGGCAUGUAUGAUUUUCCUUCAUAAGUAGUAACAUAUCACAAUUAGAAUAUUGUUUUUCUUGUUCUAAAGGGGAACUCAUUAACACAUAAAAUGGGUCCUUCUCAGGUAAAAAAUGGUACAGAACACAUUCGUGAGGGGCACUUUCUUGUGUAAAAAAAGGUACUAAUACGAGAAAGGGCGCCUAUUGGAAGGCAAAAGGACAUUUGCUAACGGCAUAAAACGGGUCAUUCUCAGGUAUGAUAGGGGCACAAAAUAAGUUCGUAAGGGGCACUUUUCAUGUGUAAAAAGGGGCUAUUAUCCGAGAAAGGGCACUUACAAAAAGGCAGCGGGGCAGUUGCUCACACAUAAAACGGGUCCUUCUUAGGUGAAAGGGGCACAGAACACGUUCGUGAGGGGGCAUUUUUCUAGCGUAAAAAGGGCACUUUUCAGUGCACUGUGCCCCUCGCCCCCAAGGAUCACAGCCUCUGGCGUGCAUAAUGUUAACUGUUUUCAUAAAAUAUUGCUAAAAUCUGAAAUUCAAUAAUCUCGUUAUUUGCUAUCAGAUUUUGAUGAAAUUAUCAUUUUGCUCGGCGAAUUUCACUCAAUUUAUUUAGAUAUAAUACUUUCAGCCCGAAAUACCCCCUUUAAUGACAGUCACCAAAACUCACCAAGGUAUUUGAUAAAAUGUACGCAUUAUUAAGUCGAAAACCCCCCUCUUCCUGAUUCACAUGAUUCACAUGCAUGUGAAAGUGUCAUGGUGGACAUGAUGAAGAAAUUUGGUGAUUCGUGCCUUGUAAUUAGAGGUUAUGUGUUUUAAUGCGUUACAGGAUGGGGAAAUGGGAUCUCAUCCGGCAUGUAUUUUGAACCAUCUUUCACAACAACACUUGGAAUUACAACCUUGAUAUUGGACAGGUUUACAAUAAAGGAGAAAUAGCAAAAUAUCUGUAUAAACAUGAUGAAUGACUGUAAAAUAUAGAGGAUAACUUUUGGUGUAGCUUUGUAAAAAUUUAUUGAAAAUAAAUGAAAAAAAAUAAACU
Lytechinus pictus (painted urchin) is the source of this 2578-nucleotide messenger RNA. Its product is annotated as retinoschisin-like. The record is from RefSeq and is a predicted model, not a curated record. Bases 262 to 1041 code for a protein of 259 amino acids. Lineage: Eukaryota; Metazoa; Echinodermata; Echinoidea; Temnopleuroida; Toxopneustidae. The transcript is spliced from 7 exons.